UCUAAUAAGCUGCGUCCUGUCGCAAAGCUCAAGCUAAACUGAAAUACGGCAGCAUGUCCACGUGAGCGCAUGCUGCUGUUUGGCGUUUGGGUUAGCGACAGUAACGUGGAGGCGGUGAAGUUACUGAAUUUGUGGAUUUUUCUGUCAGUGUGCUAACGAUGGAAAGCUUAUUGGUUUCCAAAAGUGAACAUGACGAUUCUGUAGAAGAAGCACAAGUAAAGAAAAGAAAAUUAUCAUUGGCGAACUGUGGAACAUGCGGCACAGAAGAAGCCAGAUAUCGGUGUCCUCGGUGUUUGAAACAUUCAUGCAGCCUUCCCUGUGUGAAGAGGCACAAAUCGGAGUCUGGAUGCAGCGGGGUCCGCGAUAAGACCGCUUUCGUGCCCCUCUCCAAGUUUGACGAAAUUAACCUCCUCAGCGAUUACAGAUUUCUGGAAGACGCCAGCCGCAUGGCCGACGGCACACACAGGGACCCCUUAAUCCUGCGGCCUCGCACCAACAAACGCGCGAAGACGCUGGUGCGGAAAGCGUACAAAUUUAACCUGCAGCUGAAACUGCUUCCUCCUGGUUUCUCCAGGAGAUGUGAAAACUCCACGUACUUCCACACAAAGGCGGAUCAGUUCUUCUGGCACCUGAAGCUCCUGUUCCCUCAGAGCACUGCAGAGUUCACCCAGCGCAGAGUCCCAGAUGACCGCACCCUCCAGCAGGUCCUUGACCCCUACAUCCACCCCACAGAGUCUGAGCCAAUCACACGACAGAGGUACGACCCCUACACCCACCCCACAGAGUCUGAGCCAAUCACACGACAGAGGUACAACCCCUACACCCACCCCACAGAGUCUAAGCCAAUCACACGACAGAGAUUGGCAGCGUACGUGCGCGCCCCUCCAGACCACGUCAAGGUGUUCAUGAGAGCGGCCAAGAGCAACUCCACCUGCACCAGGUAUCACGAGUUGGACCUGCAGAAGAGCCUGAGGGAGAACCUGCGGUUCAAGAUGGUGGUGGAGUACCCAGAGUUCCACAUCGCCCUGCAAGAUCACUGCCACAACUACACACUGCUCACACCAGAGUCCGGGGCUGCUCCCAGGGUUACCACGGCAACACGGCUGACCUGGCGUGGAGACAAGGGGGCGAGUGUGACAUCACGCUGCGACGGCGAUGAUGAUGAUGAGGAGGAGGAGAAGGAGGAGGAACUGGAGGAAGGAGAAAUCCGAGGAGAUGAAGAGGGAGUCUGAGUGGGGGAGAUGGAGAAGACACUUUAAAAUGUCAUUUCAGCAGAAGUUACAUUUUAAAGUUACGCAAAGUUUCUCAUCAGUAUUUUCUGCCAGUGGUUCUGCUGUAGUGCGGUACGAAACCCAGCAGUCGUCUAUGAUGCAGAAGCAGUCCAUCAACAAACUGAAUGUAGUCUUCAAUGUCUUUGUUUUUAUGUUCCCCUGCUGGCCAGAUUGAUCUUUUAGAUUCUGAAAUUGUGAAUAAAAUACAUCUUUACAUCGCC
This is a messenger RNA of Conger conger (European conger), 1492 nucleotides long. RefSeq names its product zinc finger HIT-type containing 6 (gene znhit6). Gene Ontology annotation, cellular component: nucleus; pre-snoRNP complex. Gene Ontology annotation, biological process: maturation of LSU-rRNA from tricistronic rRNA transcript (SSU-rRNA, 5.8S rRNA, LSU-rRNA); snoRNA localization; box C/D snoRNP assembly. NCBI's taxonomy places the organism in Eukaryota, Metazoa, Chordata, Actinopteri, Anguilliformes, Congridae. Bases 159 to 1232 code for a protein of 357 amino acids. The transcript is spliced from 10 exons. The record is from RefSeq and is a predicted model, not a curated record.